This is a messenger RNA of Nerophis ophidion (straightnose pipefish), 4832 nucleotides long. Its product is annotated as ATP-binding cassette sub-family D member 2-like. Gene Ontology annotation, cellular component: peroxisomal membrane. The coding region runs from base 167 to 2350 and encodes 727 amino acids. NCBI's taxonomy places the organism in Eukaryota, Metazoa, Chordata, Actinopteri, Syngnathiformes, Syngnathidae. Gene Ontology annotation, molecular function: long-chain fatty acid transmembrane transporter activity; ATP hydrolysis activity; ATP binding. Gene Ontology annotation, biological process: very long-chain fatty acid catabolic process; long-chain fatty acid import into peroxisome; fatty acid beta-oxidation. The transcript has 10 exons. The record is from RefSeq and is a predicted model, not a curated record.
GGAAGUAGAUCUUUUCCCCCUAACGGCCGCCCGCCUUAAAAGCUUCAGAGAGAAGCAGGAUGUAGGACCGUUACACACCAACAUGGCCCUCCAAGGUCCGUUCUCUCUUCUCAUGUCGACGGUUUAGGGGAUAAGUGUUGGCGGGGGACAGCCUGACGUCUUGAAAAUGUCGACCAUCCUGGAUGCGGCGUCCAAGGCGAAAUGGAACCGCGGGACUGCAGCCAAGCGAGCCGUGUGCGUGGCGGCUGCUGCCUACGCUGUCAAAACAUUGUACCCUAUCAUCUACAGGCAAGUGUGCAAAAAUAACCCCACCGAAAACGGUGCUACAUGUCCGGUCAUAUCGCGCAAAGAUGUUCCGGAUCCGUCCAAGACGUCCCCUGGGGUCAACGCCGAAUUCUUCAAGCAGAUGCUCGGACUUGCUAAAAUCCUCUUCCCCAAACUAGUCUCCAAAGAGAUCGGCUUACUCUCCUUGCAUUCAGUGGCGCUCGUUUCCCGGACCUUUUUGUCCAUAUACGUCGCCAGCUUGGAUGGGAAGAUAGUUAAAAGCAUCGUGGAGAAGCAACCCAGGAGCUUCAUCAUCCAGCUGAUCAAAUGGCUCCUCAUCGCCAUCCCUGCCACCUUCGUCAACAGCGCCAUCCGCUUCUUGGAGUGCAAGCUGGCUCUGGCCUUCCGCACCCGGCUGGUGCACCAUGCCUACAAGACCUACUUCACAGACCAGACCUACUACAGAGUCAGCAACAUGGACGGGAGGCUCGCCAACCCGGACCAGUCCCUCACAGAAGAUGUGCUCAUGUUCUCCCAGUCUGUGGCCCAUCUGUACUCCAACCUCACCAAGCCCAUCCUGGAUGUGGUGCUCACUUCUUACACGCUCAUCCAGACCGCUCGGUCCAGGGGGGCCAACGCCAGCGGACCCACGCUACUGGCCGGCCUGGUGGUCUUCGCCACCGCUAAGGUUCUUCGGGCUUGCUCGCCUAGAUUUGGCAAGCUGGUGGCCGAGGAGGCUCACAGGAAGGGCUAUUUGCGCUACGUGCACUCCAGGAUUAUCGCCAACGCCGAGGAAAUAGCCUUCUACAGGGGACAUAAGGUGGAGAUGCGUCAGCUCCAAAAGUGCUACCGCGCCCUGGCGGAACAGAUGAACCUGAUCCUCUCCAAGCGUCUGUGGUACAUCAUGAUCGAGCAGUUCCUCAUGAAGUACGUGUGGAGCAGCUGUGGCCUCGUCAUGGUGGCUGUGCCCAUCAUCACCGGCACCGGAUUCGCCGACAACGAAACAGCUGAUGGUCGCAAACAUAUGAUGGUGAGCGAGAGGACAGAGGCUUUCACCACCGCACGCAACCUUCUCGCCUCGGGAGCGGACGCCAUCGAGAGGAUUAUGUCAUCCUACAAAGAGGUCACAGAGCUGGCAGGCUACACGGCGCGGGUCCACAACAUGUUUAUGGUGUUCCAGGACGUCCAGAGGGGCGUCUACAAGCGCUCCUCUCUCACGGCCGCUACGGGAGGGGAGAAGAAGAGCAAGCCCGAGAUGCACAUUGACGGACCGCUGGAGAUCAAAGGGGAAGUAAUCGACGUGGAUAAAGGCAUCGUGUGUGAAAGCGUGCCGAUCAUCACGCCUAACGGCGACGUGGUCGUGUCAAGUCUCAAUGUCAAGGUGGAAGAGGGAAUGCACCUAUUGAUCACCGGACCGAACGGCUGCGGUAAAAGCUCCCUCUUUCGUAUCCUCAGCGGUUUGUGGCCUGUGUACGGCGGGCGCCUCCAUAAACCGUCUCCUCAGCAUAUGUUCUACAUCCCUCAGAGGCCCUACAUGUCCAUGGGCUCCCUCCGCGACCAGGUCAUCUAUCCAGAUUCGGUGGAAGACAUGGCCGCCAGAGGCCUCAACGACAAGGACAUGGAGACCAUCUUGGACAUUGUAAACCUCAACCACAUUGUCACCAGGGAGGGAGGCUGGGAUGCCGAACUGGACUGGAAGGACGUGUUGUCUGGAGGCGAGAAGCAACGGAUGGGCAUGGCACGCAUGUUCUAUCACAAGCCUAAAUACGCCCUAUUGGACGAGUGCACCAGCGCUGUGAGCAUCGACGUGGAGGGCAAGAUUUUCCAGGCCGCCAAGGACGCCGGCAUCUCCUUGCUCUCCAUCACGCACAGACCUUCGCUAUGGAAGUACCACACGCACCUGCUGCAGUUCGACGGCGAGGGCGGCUGGCGCUUCGAGCAGCUGGACACGGCCACACGCCUCUCGCUCACCGAAGAGAAGCAGCGCCUGGAGAGCCAGCUGGCCGGCAUCCCCGAGAUGCAGCAGCGCCUCAACGAGCUCUGCAAGAUCCUGGGCGACGACUCGGUGCUCAGGACAGCUGAGUAGGGGGAGGGAGGGUGAAAAGGGGACUAGCUUUCCUCUGGCCCCCCCCCCCACACACACUUCUUUUAUAUUAUUUUCCAAUUAUGCGAGCCUAUCAAAUCAAAAAUUCUCCAUUUUAAGCAGCAAAAAUAAGAAGCACAUUUUGUCAACCUGCUUGACAUUUAUAACAAAAUUUGAUUUUGUUGAACAGGUUUUUAAUUGAUUUAACUUUAAUAUUAAUUUAUUUUAAGUAGCACUUUAUUCUACCUGUGGUAUUUUAAAAAAAAGUUUAAUAUACAGUAAUUACUCAAUUAAGCAGUAUUUCAGCAGUUUUUUUUCUUUAUUUCGAUUCUAUCGUGCUAAAUAUGUUCGUCUUUUUUAAUGUCACGGCAUGCCUUUUUUUGUGCAGAAUCCAAUUCUUUAAUGACGUCUAAGCCCGUUUCUUUCCCCGAGCAGCUGCCUUUUUUCCAGUUUUUGCCUCAGGCUGCAAGCCCACUCAGACUUACAGAAUAAAUCAUCUAAAAAGUCUAUUAUUGGAGCGAUUAGUGAUGCAGGUCUGGCCCUGAAAACUCAAGGCCUUUUUGGUUUCCCGAGCAAACACAAUGAGCUAAAGAGGCCCCAUCUGUGGCGCAAGCAGCUGACCCUGGGGGUCAUGUGACCACGCAAUUAGCUUUAGUCUUUUAGAGGUUGCACUUUUUCCACAUUUUGGUAUGGUACAGCCUUAUUUCAAAGUGGAAUAAAUUCACUUUUUGUCCUCACAUUUCCACACACAAUACAUGACAAUGAGGAAAAAGUGUGAUUUCUUAGUUUUGUAUUUUUAAUACAUUUGUAAAAAGCUCUCGAAAAACUUUUUCACAUUUUCACGGGGAUUGUGUGCAGAAUUAUGAGGACAAAAAAUUUGGAAUCAGGCUGUAACAUAAUGUGGAAAAUGUGACAUGCUAUGAAUGCUUUUUAGAUGCACCGUAUGUCAUGAUCCCACAUGACAGUUCGGACUAGGUUUGUUACUUUCCUAUGUUUAGAGCAACAUCCUGUCCCGGUGCUCUUGUUUUGUUCGUAUUUCCUGUUCGAUCUCUGUGUUUUAAAGCACUUUUAUUUUCUGUUCCAUGCCCUGCCAGCACACAGCACGCCCGGUUCCCUCUUUCAGGGCUGGAUCAUCAUACUAAAUAGGCUGUUUAUUGUGCUUGGUUCCUGCAUAGCCUUCUGGUGCACUUCCCAACUGCACCAUAGCUUUUGUUUUAUCAUUACAUAUACUUUAACCUGCACGUUGGCUCAUGCGCCCCCAUCUCGGGGUCACAAAUAAUGCGACGAUGCGCAUCCGUAACGGAAUGAUCCAGAGAGAACAUAUAACUAAUUAACAGUGAGGAACAUGUGUGCUGAUGUGACAGAAAAUGAAGGUGAUUCAAAACACAAGGGACCAAACAGGAAAUAGAGACAAAACAAGAGCACCAAGACGGGAAGUGAAACUGACAGGUUAACCAGCUCAAAUUUUAGUUUUCUAACCAUUCCAAAAUAACUAAUAAUAUACAUAAAUAAAAUAGAAAUAAUUUAAUUAUAUAUACAAUUAUUAUGAUUGAAAGCUGAUCAUGAAAUAGGAUGACAGCAAAACACAACAGCUCCAAAUCCCGCACCUUUCAUAUCAAGAUUCUUUGAAAUGAAGUAAAACAUCGGACUAGAACAUCAUUGUUCACCUCGUCUGUAAGCUGUUUAUUUUACUACUUUUUAAAAAUGGUUUCCCCCAAUUUUAAUGAGUGAAAAAGUUUAACCGGCGGAACAAAAAAGUGUGACAAAUAUGCUGCCCUGCUCAGGAAACUGGCUGCUACUGACAUACACACAAGUUUCUCCCUCAAAAUGUGACUUUUAAUCGACGCGUAGUCACGUGUUGUCACGCUGUAUUGUAUGAGAGUUAUUACCUUGUUCGGCUGGAGCAUCCGUAGUUGCCAUGGCGACCACAUCUUGUUAGUCAGACUCUGUUGACAGGAGGCUGAAGGAGCCUCUGAAUGACAUGGAGUCUUGAGAGAAUGCUGGGGAAUCUUUUCACACGCACACAAAUAAAGCCCACCGCCGCCGGCCUAAUUAAAAUCAUGGCAAACAUUCGUCCUAACAUCCUAGUUUUGACGGACGAGAUGUUUUGUUGCAUGCGUCCUAUCCUCCCUGUUCUGUGCGGCUUUAGAAGACAAGUCCGGGUCUUUUUGCAGUGACAAUAAGAACGGGAUGACAUCCUUAAGUGGAACAUCGAAUGUAUCUACAAUGUGCAAAUGCUUGGACAAUUUGGACAAUCCUCUGUUCCGUGUGCAUGUAGUGUUGAUUUAACACAACCAUAGUCCGUUAACGUAGAUGUCAUUUAGGGGAAACAAGAGCAGGGAAUGUCCCCGUAUAACCUUACUUUGCAGUACUGUUACAAUAUAUGACCUACUUAAUGUGCAUGGGUUGGCGCGUGUGCGAGUUCCUCCUACAAACAAGAGUGAAGAUGUAUUUUCUUGUAAAUAAAAGCAUUUGAUGCAAAUAA